Molecule: messenger RNA, 3117 nt
Organism: Schistosoma bovis
Lineage: Eukaryota; Metazoa; Platyhelminthes; Trematoda; Strigeidida; Schistosomatidae
Source: the annotation of a GenBank genome assembly
AUGUUGUGGAGUAUACUAUCUUCAUUUCACCGGUUUCAUUGCAAUUUUGUUCAAACUUUAUGUCAUCAGCAUCAUUCACUUGGGAUUAGAGUAAUGCCAAGUUGUUCACGCUUAUUAAUAAGAAGUUUAUCGAGUGGAUCGAAUAUCUCUAGUAUUGAUGAGAAACCGGAAGCUCCAAAAGCAGAUUUCGUGCACCGACAUAUUGGUCCAUCUGAGAAAGAUAUCAAUCACAUGCUCCAAUUUUGUGGUUUUAAUAGAAUCGAAGAUUUUAUAUCCAAAGUAAUACCAGAUAGUAUAUCACUAAAAAGGGAUUUGAAAUUAGAAAAUGAAACAAGUGAAGCAGAACUCAUCAGGCGUUUAAAGUUGCUCAUGAGCAAGAAUGAAGUUUGGCGUUCUUAUAUUGGACAAGGAUAUUAUGGUACUAUAACACCAUCUACAAUACAACGUAAUAUAUUUGAAAAUCCCGGUUGGUACACUUCCUACACACCAUACCAACCUGAAAUAAGCCAAGGUCGUUUAGAAUCACUAUUUAAUUAUCAGACAAUGAUAUCAGACUUAACGGGUUUGGCGAGAGCAAAUGCAUCACUGUUGGAUGAAGGUACAGCAUCUGCAGAAGCAAUGUGUAUGGCAGUCAGAUAUACAAACAGAAAAAAGUUUCUCCUCGAUAGGAGAUGCCAUCCACAAACUAUGAAUGUCGUCACAUCUAGAGCAAAGAACCUUAAUAUUGAAAUUGAAGUUGUUUCCAUAGACAAUGUAGAACACGUAAAAGAAAUUAUUAGUACUGGACAGUUCUCUGGAUAUCUACUACAGUAUCCAGAUACAGAAGGUAAUAUAUGGGAUGAGAAAAUACGUGCAGUUGCUGAAAUAACGAAAUUAAAUAAGACACUUCUCAUCACAGCAACCGACUUGUUGGCUCUUACACUUAUUGAAUCACCUGGUAGUCUAGGUGCUGAUAUAGCUGUUGGAUCUUCACAACGUUUCGGAAUACCAAUGGGUUUUGGAGGACCCCAUGCAGCAUUUAUUUCGUCAACUGAAGCACUUACCAGAUUAUUACCAGGAAGAAUAGUCGGUCUUUCUAAGGAUGCGAUGAACCAACCUGCGUAUCGACUUGCCUUACAAACGCGGGAACAACAUAUUCGUAGAGAUAAAGCCACAAGUAACAUCUGCACAGCUCAAGCAUUACUUGCUAAUAUGGCUGCUUUCUAUGCAGUUUAUCAUGGGCCGGAAGGAUUAAAGCAAAUAGCUUCACGUAUCCAUAGAAAUACUUUACGUUUAGUAUCAGCUCUAGAAAAUGCUGGUUAUAAGAUUGCCAAUCAGACUGCGGUAUUUGAUACAAUCAAAGUAUUACCAAAUUCUAAACCAAAUUGUCUUCAGUCUAUUCGAAGAAAAGCAUUCGAAAAACGAGUGAAUCUCUUAUACUAUCCAAAUGGUGGGGCAGUUGGUUUAUCAAUAGAUGAAACUCUAACUGUUGAAGAUUUUAAUGACCUAAUGUACCUUUUCGGAGCAACUCUAGUGAAGCCUCAGGAACAUUCAAUUUUCGCUAUCAACACAUAUCCUAAUUUGAUACGUAAAAAUAGCUAUUUAACACAUCCUGUAUUCAAUUCAUUUCAUUCGGAGACUGAAUUAUUACGAUAUAUGAAAAAACUCGAGAAUAAAGAUAUUUCUUUAGUACAUUCUAUGAUACCGUUAGGCUCUUGCACUAUGAAAUUAAAUGGUACUACUGAACUACUUGCUUGCUCAUGGGAUAAUGUCAACAAGUUGCAUCCUUUCGUACCGAAAAAUCAAGUUACUGGUUAUUUGGAAUUGAUCGCACAACUGGAAAAUGACAUCAAAGAGAUAACUGGCUAUGAUUAUGUUUCUCUUGCACCGAAUAGUGGAGCACAGGGUGAGUACGCUGGAUUAAAAGCUAUCAGAGGAUAUUUGGAUAGAAAAGGUGAACAUAAACGUACAAUCUGUUUAAUCCCUACCUCAGCACAUGGGACGAAUCCUGCUAGUGCUCAAAUGGCUGGAAUGACUGUUAAACACGUGAAAACUACAUCGACUGGUAGUCUAGACAUGAAUCAUCUAGAAGAACAAACUUCUCUAUAUAAAGAUCAUCUAGCAGCCAUUAUGAUCACCUAUCCAAGUACAUUUGGUGUAUUUGAUAGUAAUGUUCAAAAAGUGUGUGAAAUCGUUCACGAAGCUGGUGGACAGGUUUUUAUGGAUGGUGCCAAUUUGAAUGCACAGGUCGGUUUAUGUCGCCCUGGUGAUAUCGGUUCAGAUGUUUCGCACAUAAAUUUACACAAGACAUUCAGUAUUCCACACGGUGGAGGUGGACCUGGUUGUGGCCCUGUUUGUGCCAAGUCGCACUUAGCACCAUUUCUUCCCCAGCAUUAUUUAUACGAUCAUACUUGUGUGGGUCGUUCUGGUCACAAAAUGAACACCGAAAAUAAAUCUUCUGAUCAUUUCGCAAUUUGUUCUGCUCCAUUUGGUUCUGCAAGCUUAUUACCAAUAUCAUGGGCGUAUAUGAGGUUGUUGGGCCCGAAAGGUUUGAAGAGAGCAAGUCAGACGGCUUUGUUAAAUGCUAAUUAUAUGCUCAAGCGUCUCCGAGAUUAUUAUAAUAUACGCUAUGUAAACAGCGCGGGGAUGUGUGCACAUGAAUUUAUAAUAGAUUGUUCACAAUUCUCUAAACAGAAUAUUGAUGUGAUUGAUAUUGCAAAACGACUAAUGGAUUAUGGUUUCCACAGCCCAACUAUGUCAUGGCCUGUGACCUCAAGCCUAAUGAUUGAACCUACAGAGAGUGAACCUAAAGCUGAGUGCGACCGUCUAUGUGAAGCACUCAUUUCGAUCAGAGGAGAGAUUGACAAGGUGACCAAAGGAGAGUGGGAUAUCGAAUGUAAUCCAUUAAAGAUGGCUCCACAUACUAUGGAAACAGUAAUGGAUUCGAAGUGGGACAGGCCAUAUACACGCCAAGUGGCAGCAUUUCCAGCCCCAUGGCAAAAUAUGAAAGAUGAAUCAACAAGUAAACGUUCAAAAUUGUGGCCAACUGUAAGUCGGCUAGAUGAUGUAUACGGUGAUCAACACUUGAUAUGUACGUGCUCUUCACUUCUGGGAAAUGAAACCAACUCCAAACUCUAG